CCUCGACAUAACCCUCAGGGACUUUGUCGCUUCUCAAACUCCCUUCAACCCCGUUCCCCCUCACUCAGCUACCCCCUCAUCACCCCUCUCCACGGCCCCACCACUGCUCUGACCUCCACCCCACCCUUCAUUCCUCAUACUGAAGCGCCCCCAACACUUCACACCUUUGACCUUACUACCAUCGAGGAAGUCUCCAAGAUCCUCUCUAAUGCCCGCCUCACCACCUGCCCCCUCGACCCUAUCCCCUCACAACUUCUACGACCUCCCUCCCCCUCCAUCAUACGCUCCCUCACCCACAACCUCCUCGACCCCCUACAGUCCGACUUCCGUCCCCUACACUCCACCGAAACUGUCUUACUCAAACUCUCCAAC
Molecule: messenger RNA, 372 nt
Organism: Staurois parvus
Lineage: Eukaryota; Metazoa; Chordata; Amphibia; Anura; Ranidae
Source: the annotation of a GenBank genome assembly